CAGAUUGAUGAACUCAAUCAAAACCUUACUGGACAGCUGGAGAUGCUCAGUAAAGAUAAAGAUGAUGUCACAAGAGAGAAGGAUGGACUACAAGGACAGCUGAAUGAUGUCACAAGAGAGAAGGAUGGACUACAAGGACUGCUGAAUGAUGUCACAAGAGAGAAGGAUGAUCUUCAAAAGCAGACUGGACAGCUGGUGGCGGCCAAAAAGCAGAUUGAUGAACUCAAUCAAAACCUUACUGGACAGCUGGAGAUGCUCAGUAAAGAUAAAGAUGAUGUCACAAGAGAGAAGGAUGGACUACAAGGACAGCUGAAUGAUGUCACAAGAGAGAAGGAUGGACUACAAGGACUGCUGAAUGAUGUCACAAGAGAGAAGGAUGAUCUUCAAAAGCAGACUGGACAGCUGGAGAAGCUCAAAAAAGAUAAAGAGAAGCUCAGAAACGAGAAAGACAAGGUCAUAAGAGAGAGGGGUGAUGCCCUGUUUGUGGACAGACACAAGGAUCACCUCAUUCAGAAGGUUUCCGAGGGGAAAUCUAUAGCAUCUGAGCUGCACCAGAAGGACUUGAUCCCUGAUGAGAUGAACUCUCAGAUCAGUGCUGCCGGGACCAGCCAGGACCAGAUGAGACUGUUGUUCUUGGCCCUAGAAGAAGCAGAAAACACAACAAGAGUGAAAUCAGCAUUUUACAGGAUUCUACUGGAUCUGGAACCUGACGCUGUCAAAGACCUGGAUAUAUGUGAUGACGACAUUGGUGGAUCUGAUGACGACAUUAGUGGAUCUGAUGACGACAUUAAGAACCUCAAAAAAGAGAACGAGAAGCUCAAAAAAGAGAACGAUGAUGUCACAAGAGAGAGGGAUGAACUCAAAGAAGAGCUGAGGGAAGCUAAAGAAACCAUCCAAUCCCUCUCCACCUCUCCAGAUGGUCAACAGAAAACACAGACUCCUUCCCAAAAGUCUGAGGGGAUUGAAGGGAUGGAGAUGGAGUCUAUACCAGGGAGGAAGUCUGGUCCUGGUCCAGGGAGGGAGUCUGCUCCUGAGAUGAAGCCUUUACUGGGUCCUGGACCACAGAAGGAUGAUCUGGAUGAGCUGGAGAGGGGAGGAAGAGUUACUACAGAAUUUAACUAUGUGCUAUAGGGUUACUAUAGAGAGACUAUAACUAUAGAGCUGAGUUACUAUAGAGAGACUAUAACUAUAGAGCUGAGUUACUAUAGAGAGACUAUAACUAUAGAGCUGAGUUACUAUAGAGAGACUAUAACUA
Molecule: messenger RNA, 1255 nt
Organism: Salmo salar (Atlantic salmon)
Lineage: Eukaryota; Metazoa; Chordata; Actinopteri; Salmoniformes; Salmonidae
Source: RefSeq, a predicted model, not a curated record